Messenger RNA from Uloborus diversus, 3246 nucleotides. RefSeq names its product ATP-dependent translocase ABCB1-like. The transcript has 12 exons. The record is from RefSeq and is a predicted model, not a curated record. Gene Ontology annotation, biological process: transmembrane transport. The annotation marks the transcript as partial. Gene Ontology annotation, molecular function: ATP binding; ABC-type transporter activity; ATP hydrolysis activity. Lineage: Eukaryota; Metazoa; Arthropoda; Arachnida; Araneae; Uloboridae. Gene Ontology annotation, cellular component: membrane.
GAAGAAGAGGAAGUUGAGGUCAAAUCUGCUCCAUCUCCUACUCGUUUAUUGAAGAUUUCAGCUCCAGAGUGGCCAUUUGCUGUGGUGGGUGCACUUUCUGCUGUCAUCGUCGGAAUACAUUUUCCCUUAUAUGGCAUCAUCUUCGGUGAUAUACUCGGAGUACUAUCUAAUGAUGACACCGACGUCGUGCGAAAAGAAAGUGUAUAUUACAGCUUGCUUUUUCUGUUGUUGGCAGUAACAUCUUUCAUUUUCACAUUUUUACAGACCUUCAUGUUUUCAAUUGCUGGAGAAAGGCUUACUUCAAGGUUACGAAAACUAGUCUUUGCUAAUAUAAUCACCCAAGACAUAUCAUUUUUUGAUCAUCCAAAGAAUAGCGUCGGUUCCUUGUGUUCAAGACUUACUGCUGAUGCUUCGAGUGUACAAGGAGCUACAGGCUCCAGAAUAUCUGCAGUACUUCAAGCAAUUUCAACAAUGAUUGUCUCAAUCUUCAUUGGUCUGUAUUAUAAUUAUAAAAUUGGAUUAGUUGUAUUGGCCUUUGUUCCACUAGUACUAUUAGCAGCAUUUCUCGAAGGAAGAAUUGUCCGUGGACAAGCUGAAGGUGAAAGGGCUGCAACGGAAGGUGCGUCUAAGGUUGCCAUUGAAGCAAUAGAGAGCAUUCGAACGGUAGCUGCUUUACACCAGGAAGACACAUUUUACCACCAUUUUCAUGACGCAUUACUUGAACCACACAAAAAAUCCAAAUUGAAAGCACAUGUUAGAGGUCUUGCUUACGGAUUCGGUCAAGGACUUCAAGCUUUUGCUUUUGCAACGUCUCUCUACUACGGAAGCAGACUUGUAGGUGCUGGAGAAUUACCUUAUAGUGAACUAAUGAAAGUCACCGAAGGAGUCAUUAUCGGUACAAUGAUGGUUGGCCAAACGAUUGCUUUUACUCCGGACUAUCAAAAAGCAAAAAUCGCAGCUGUGAGAAUCUUCCAGCUGCUGGAUUUGAAACCGGUCAUUGAUGUCUUCUCUCAAGAUGGUUUAGCAAGGCCAAGUAUCAGCGGAAAUAUCCGAUUUAAAAAAGUGUAUUUCAACUAUCCUAGUCGCCCUGAUGUCAAGAUUUUACGCGGUUUGGAUUUGGAGAUCGAGCCUGGUAAGACGGUGGCUUUGGUGGGAAGCAGUGGUUGCGGAAAAAGUACUUGCAUACAGCUGAUAGAACGCUUCUACGAUACACUGCAAGGAAAAGUGUUCAUCGAUGACGAGAACGUGAAGGAUUUGAACGUAGCCAAUCAUCGAUCGCACUUGGGAUUAGUAUCUCAAGAGCCUGUGCUUUUCAGUUACAGCAUCGGCGAAAACAUCGCGUACGGUGACAACUCGAGGAAGCCAGACAUGAAUGAGAUUAUAGCUGCAGCCCGAAAAGCAAACAUUCACAAUUUCGUUUCCACAUUACCUAAGGGCUAUGAAACACCUGUUGGAGACAAAGGAGCACAAUUGAGUGGUGGACAAAAGCAAAGAGUUGCAAUUGCUAGAGCACUACUACGAGACCCAAAAAUUCUGCUCUUAGAUGAAGCCACUUCCGCUUUGGAUACGGAAAGCGAAAAGAUUGUACAAGAGGCAUUGGACAAAGCAAGAACUGGUAGGACUUGCCUGAUCAUCGCUCAUCGAUUGACUACCAUUCAAAAUGCUGAUCUCAUCAUUGUCAUUCAUAAAGGAAGAGUAGUGGAGAAAGGCACGCAUCAAGAGCUGUUGAACCUCAAAGGACACUACUACAAACUACAUAACACGCAAGCAUCCUCAAUUUGAUCGACCGAGUCAAUUACCUUGACAACAUGUGCGGCUCACAUUGUCAAGUGAGAACACUCGCGCUUUGGGACAACAAGAAAUACAAUUUGUGUUUCAAAAAUGUAUCAUAAAGCAAGAUGAUUAAAGAAAGAAGCAAAAGAGAAACAUUCAGUACAAGAUUCGUGCACAAAGCAUCUUCGCUACCAAAUUACAUUCAUUAACAUUAAUCCAUUUCAUAAAACUCAUUUUGAAAUAUUUUUUUUUAAUUAUCAUCUUUUAUAAUCAAUAUUUCUGUACCUCAAACCCAGACAAACGUAAGUGACAUUAUCACUACUUUUCAGGGGAGCGUAAAACCGCUUGUCUGGUACUUACAAAGGUUGGGGGCUAGGGCUGCUAUAAGACUGGUAAUUAAUUAUAAAGGUUUUUUAAACAUAGAAUUUAAUGGCUAAAUGCGGAAUGGGAUUCUACGUACCAUCAACGCUGUAAUUACUUGGAAAAUCGCGAUUUUUGGAUUUACGUUAGUCUGGACUUGAGGUUCAUAACUUACAGCUUUUUACCCAGGUUUUUAUACUCACUUUACGAAGUGAGCCACACCGGUUUGGGGAGUCUUGCUUAUGUGCUAAAUCAAUUUUAGCUACCAGUGUGAAGAUUCGGAGCAUUAAUGAGAGGUAGUAAUGCCCCCACCUCGGUUAUGGCUUUUCUGACUGAAGAUUGUUAUGAAGCUUGAAUCUACUGUGUCUGGAUCCGCAAUCAAGGUGUUUGUUAUUUGUAUAUUUGCAAAAUGUGACUUAUUAAACAUUAUAAUUGUUGUAGCUUUGAUAUUAUACAAGUUAUGAAAAUUUUAUAAGUUGACGUUUAAAUCUAAACUACAGUGGAGACCGCUUAAUGGAAUCGACAAUUUGCUACGAAAAAUUAUUCUAAUUAGCGGGAUAUUUUUUUACGCGAUAUUCCAAUAAGCGGGCUCGACUGUAUUUGAACGUUAUCCUAGCAAUUGCAUUUUAUUGUGAAAAUAAAUAUUUUCAAGAACCAAAAAGUUACAAAAUAAUUAUUAAUUUACAGAUUUCAAGUUUUUAGGAAAAUUAUUCUUUUCGCAAAGUUUGAAUAUAUCCCAAUGAUGCAUAAAUUGAAAUAUUUCGGUGCAUUGUCAUAUUUAAUAUGUCUUCUCAUUAUAGUGAAAUAUGAUUUUUCGUUAAAAAUAUCUACAAAACAUAAAUUAUCUUCAAAAGCAAAUAUGCAAUUGUUUUGCUGCGAUGCAAAAAUGAAAUUAAGUUGUCGAUCUUUAACCACUUAUAUGGUAUUCAAUAAAAACUUUCGCUUAUUGUGUUUUUACUGAAUGGUUAUAGUUUUGAAAUGUUUUGUUAUUAUUUUUAAAUAAAGGAUUAAAAUUUAUAUAUUUUCUGCUAAGUUAAAAAAUAUUUGCUUUAACCGAUACAAAAAGCAAGAUUGGAAAAACAUUCUUUUCUUUUUCUGCCCGAACAAUCUGAC